UUGAACCAUCAAAUUGGGUACAAAUUUUUGGGUCAUGCUCCUUUUUCUUAUAAAACCUACACUACCCUUCUACAUCUUAUCAGCAGCAUCACAUAAACCCUAUUAGCAGAUAUGGCGACUGGUGUUCUCACUCGAUCUCUGUGCACCGCCGGAAAGCUGCAGGCCAUCGGUACAGCGUUCACUCGAUCCUUCUCUUCUCUUCCUCCGUGCCGCCAUUUCUUCUCUUCAUCCUCCCUCCUCCGCCUCCGACCACUGGUUACAGUGACCCCCGGCAUCGGACACCUUUAUCCGGGUGCUGCGGCGCUGCGAGGGUUCGCGACUCGUCAGACCUAUUCAUCCCUCAACGAUACCAACCCUAACUUUUCAAACCGCCCCCCAAAAGAGACAAUUUUGCUCGAUGGAUGCGAUUUCGAGCAUUUUCUUGUUGUGUUGGAGAAGCCCGAGGGCGAUCCAACAAGGGAUGAGAUAAUUGACAGCUAUAUCAAAGUUCUAGCUCAGGUCGUUGGGAGUGAGGAAGAGGCGAGGAUGAAGAUCUAUUCUGUUUCAACAAGACACUAUUAUGCAUUUGGGGCUCUUGUGUCAGAAGAAGUCUCAUACAAAAUAAAAGAGUUAGAUAAAGUCAGAUGGGUGCUUCCAGAUUCCUACUUGGAUGUUAGAAAUAAGGAUUAUGGAGGGGAGCCUUUUAUUGAUGGGCAGGCAGUGCCAUAUGAUCCCAAAUAUCAUGAGGAGUGGGUAAGGAACAAUGCACGGGCCAACGAAAGGAACAAGCGCAGUGACAGGCCUCGUAACUUUGACAGAUCAAGGAACUUUGACAGAAGGCAAAUGGCUAAUCCAAAUGCUCAGAAUCCUGGUCCUGGGCAGAACUAUCGACCUUCUGCUGGGCCAACACAACAUGGCAGCCCCUCUGGUCCAAACCAAAGCAACAAUGCUCCCAUGCCAAACCAGAACAGUAAUGCCCCAUGGCCCCCAACCCAAAAAAACUCCCCUCCUGGUCCUCCUCAGAAUAACUACUCCCCUUCUGGCCCUACCCAAAAUAACUACUCCCCUCCCGCCCCCAGCCAGAAUAAUCACUCUCCCUCUUCACAUGGCCAAAACUUCCCUCCUGUCACUGGCCAAGGCUACUCGACACCAGGUCACAUGCAGAAUUACCCUCCCGGCCCUGGGCAGAACUAUCCUCCUAGGCAGAGUUAUGCACCUCCUUCUCCUGGGCAGAGCUAUGCACCCUCUUCUCCUGGGCAUAGCUAUGCACCUCCUGUGCAAAGCUACUCGCCCCCUCCCGGUCCUGGGCAUAACAUGUAUCCUCCUGGGCCAAACCAAAACUAUGCUCCAGCUCCUAACCGGAACCAGACUUUCACUCCAGGGCCUAACGAGAACAACUAUGUUCCAAAUAUGGACGGGAGAAAUGCCUACUAGAGAACUUGGCUUCUCCCGACUAUUUAUCAGGCAGUCUGCUGUUGUGUAGAAAAACUUCUAGAGUUUUCUAGAACUUCCUAGGAAUGUUGUUUGGUGUCUUGCGAUUAAUUGAUUUUGAAACGAGAACAUUUCAUGGUCCAUGUCAAGACAGUGUGCUAGAGCAGCUAUUUUAAAUUCACAUUUUGCUUUGUGAGCAGGUGUUGGUAUCCUACUGUGAAACACGAACUUCAUAAGUUCUCAAUAAUCCUUACAAGUAUAU
Messenger RNA from Cuscuta campestris, 1672 nucleotides. NCBI's taxonomy places the organism in Eukaryota, Viridiplantae, Streptophyta, Magnoliopsida, Solanales, Convolvulaceae. The record is from the annotation of a GenBank genome assembly.